Molecule: messenger RNA, 2203 nt
Organism: Thalassophryne amazonica
Lineage: Eukaryota; Metazoa; Chordata; Actinopteri; Batrachoidiformes; Batrachoididae
Product: broad substrate specificity ATP-binding cassette transporter ABCG2-like
Exons: 19
Coding region: 125-2023 (632 amino acids)
Cellular component (GO): plasma membrane
Molecular function (GO): ATP binding; ABC-type transporter activity; ATP hydrolysis activity
Source: RefSeq, a predicted model, not a curated record
CCAUCUUAUCAAAUAUUACACCGCCUUCAGUCAUAAAGUGGGGCUGAACACACACUGUUUGCACGCACAGCACUCAGAGGGAUCCGACCAACAGACACACAUUAUCUCACCAGGGAGGUGGAGGAUGUCGAAGAACCCAGUGAUCAUGGAGCUCGGCCUGAAAGCAGCCUCUGAACAGCAGUCUGCAGGUCCAUCUGGUGCCACCGUUAGUUUCCACAACGUCUGCUACACAGUAAAAGUGGGGGGAAACCGCCUGUGUUGGAAGAAGGCUGUGACCAAAGACAUCCUCAUCGACCUCAAUGGGAUCAUGAAGCCCGGACUGAAUGCCAUCAUGGGAGCGACUGGAAGCGGCAAAUCAUCGUUCCUGGAUGUUCUGGCAGCCAGAAAGGAUCCUGCAGGCCUGUCUGGAGAAGUCCUGAUCAAUGGAGCCCCUCAGCCUCCCAACUUCAAGUGUCUCUCUGGAUAUGUUGUGCAGGAAGAUGUGGUGAUGGGAACUCUGACGGUCAGAGAGAACUUCCGCUUCUCAGCGGCGCUGCGUCUGCCGUCAAGCAUCUCUCAGAAACAGAAGGAGCAGAAAGUGAAUGAUCUCAUCCAGGAACUGGGACUGAACAAAGUGGCUGAUUCCAGGGUUGGCACUCAGCUGAUUCGUGGGAUCUCCGGCGGAGAGAAGAAGAGGACGAAUAUCGGCAUGGAGCUCAUAAUAGACCCGCCUGUCCUCUUCCUGGAUGAACCCACCACGGGUCUGGAUGCCAGCACAGCCAACUCUGUACUGCUGCUUCUCAAAAGGAUGGCAAAGCACGGACGCACAAUUAUCCUGUCCAUCCACCAGCCUCGAUACUCCAUUUUCCGCCUGUUUGACCGCCUCACCCUGCUGGUCAACGGAAAACAGGUUUACCAUGGGCCGGCACAGAGUGCACUGGAGUAUUUCUCAGACAUCGGAUACGUCUGUGAGCCCCACAACAACCCAGCUGACUUCUUCCUGGAUGUUAUCAAUGGAGACUUAACUACCAUGGUCGUGGACAAAGAGGACUUGGAGCUCGACCCAAAGUCCAAGCAGGGAAUAGAGGAUAAACUGGUUCAGGAAUACAAGAGCUGCAGCAACUUCAAACAGACUGAAAGAGAGCUGGAAAGGAUCAUUUAUGGUAAAAUGUCAGCUGCCUCCAGUCCCACCAGAACCAUCACCUACAACACCAGCUUCCUAACACAGUUCAGAUGGGUCUCUAAGCGGAUGGUGCGCAACCUCAUACUCAACCCUCAGACCUCUGUCGCACAGCUGGCAGUAACCCUCUUCCUCGCUCUGAUCACAGGAUUCAUUUUCUUUGACGUGCAAGAGGAUCGGAGCGGAAUGCAAAACAGGAUGGGUGCGCUAUUCUUCAUCACAGUCAAUCAGUGUUUCAGUUCCCUUUCAGCUGCCGAACUCUUCAUUGCAGAGAGAAAACUUUUCAUUCAUGAAUACAUCAGUGGCUACUACAGGCUCUCCGUUUACUUUCUGUCCAAGAUGCUGUCUGACAUCAUCACGCUGAGGACCAUGCCCGCCAUCAUCUUUAGCUGCGUGACGUACUUCAUGAUUGGUCUGAAGCAGACAGUCACCGCCUUCUUCUGUUUCAUGUUGAGCGUGAUGCUGGUUAGCUACACGGCCACCUCUAUGACUCUCGCCAUCUCAGCUGACCAGACCGUGGUGGCCAUCGCCAACAUCUUCAUGACCAUCACCUUCGUCUUCAUGAUGAUCUUUGCAGGUUUACUGGUGAAUCUUCCCUCCAUCGCCAGCUGGCUAGUGUGGCUAAAAUACUUCAGUAUCCCACGAUACGGCUUCAGUGCUCUGCAGAUUAACGAGUUUGUGGGGUUGAGAUUCCGAAUGGACCCAAAUGACACCAUUUACACAGGGGAACAACAUCUGAUGCAACAGGGAGUGGACUACUCCACCUGGGGCUUCUGUCAGAACCAUGUGGCUCUGGGCGUCAUGACCAUCUGCUUCCUCACCAUCGCUUACCUCAAACUGCACUUCAUCAAGAAGUUCACCUGAACCUGCACCUGUCCACCAACCACAAACUGAGCCUCACCAAAAGGGUCCCAAACCAUCAAACCAAGACCACCAACAUUAAACCUUGAUGGAAGUCCAUCUUCUCUGGCAACAGCACCAAAUCCUAGACCUGCUAUCAAGCAAUGAGGUCUGAAUACCUCUUGGAACUGGAAAAUCAACAAC